This is a messenger RNA of Eruca vesicaria subsp. sativa (arugula), 969 nucleotides long. The record is from the annotation of a GenBank genome assembly. NCBI's taxonomy places the organism in Eukaryota, Viridiplantae, Streptophyta, Magnoliopsida, Brassicales, Brassicaceae.
AUGGGUGGUUGUCUCUCUGUCUCAGUAUCAUGCGAUAAAGUUUUGGAUCAAUUCUCUCAAUGGUUAUGUGUCAAGCAAAGAUAUAUUCAAAACCUUGAGGAAAAUCUCACAGCGCUGGAGGCAACCAUGGAAGAGUUGAAGGCAAAGCGAGAUGAUUUGUCAAGAAGGGUGGAGCGUGAGGAGAUGAAAGGUCUACAAAAGCUUUCCCAAGUCCAGGUAUGGCUUACUAGAGUUGAGAACAUUGAAAGCCAAGUUAAUGACUUGUUUAGUGUUAGAACAACUGAGCUUCAAAGGUUGUGCCUUUGCGGGUUAUGCUCCAAAAGUUUAAAGUUGAGUUACCGCUAUGGUAAACGGGUUUAUUUAAAGUUGAAGGAGGUUGAGAAUCUUAAAUCUAAUGGGGUUUUUGAAGUUGUUGCUGAGAAAGCUCAAGCGUCUGAAGUGAUAGAGAGGCCUAUUCAACCUACAAUCGUUGGUCGAGAAGAAUUUCUUGAAACGGUAUGGAACCGUCUCAUGGGAGAUGGUGUGGGAAUUAUGGGGUUGUACGGUAUGGGGGGAGUUGGAAAAACUACACUUCUCUCUCAGAUCAACAAUAAAAUUAUUGGAAAAAAUAAUGUUUUUGAUGUUGUGAUUUGGGUUGUGGUAUCCAAGGAUCUAAAUAUUGAUAAGAUUCAAAACGAGGUUGCAAAUAAACUAGGGCUAGGUGGAGAAGCAUGGAACCAUAAAGAUAAAGAUCAAAAGGCGUGUGACAUACACAAUGUCCUAAAGAGGAAGAAGUUUGUGUUGCUGUUGGAUGAUAUAUGGGAAAAAGUAGAUCUAACAGAGAUUGGAAUCCCUUUCCCAAAAAGAGAAAAUGGAUGUAAAGUAGUUUUCACCACUCGCUCUCAAGAAGUUUGUGGUCGGAUGGGAGUUAACGCUGAGAUGGAAGUCCAGUGCUUGCCACCUCAAGAUGCGUUAGAGUUGUUUAAUUAG